Molecule: messenger RNA, 1752 nt
Organism: Oncorhynchus gorbuscha (pink salmon)
Lineage: Eukaryota; Metazoa; Chordata; Actinopteri; Salmoniformes; Salmonidae
Product: dual specificity phosphatase 29-like
Exons: 4
Coding region: 193-861 (222 amino acids)
Biological process (GO): protein dephosphorylation; negative regulation of MAPK cascade
Cellular component (GO): cytoplasm
Molecular function (GO): MAP kinase phosphatase activity; protein tyrosine/serine/threonine phosphatase activity
Source: RefSeq, a predicted model, not a curated record
ACCGACGACUCUCGUCAUGCUCCCAGAAUUAAACUUCGAGCAUUGGGUUCUAUUUGUUUCCUCCAACUGUUGACAACAGGAAACACACAAAAGGCUACACUCGCUGACUUUUAGAGAGAGUACAGUAAAGGACUUCAAUUAAAUCUCUUGGGAAUGGAUCCUGUGUGAAAGCAAGAAGCUAUUGUGAUAAACAUGGCGUCUCACAGCUCCAAGAGGUGUGCGACUGUGAAGAAAAAGUUUGUUCCUAAGACAAAGCCACCUGAACCUGUGGUAGAAUACGUUACACCUGGGGGCUAUGAGCUGGAGAAGAUCCUUAACCGUGACUGCAUGGAGUACACUCAUAUCAACCAGGUCUGGCCCAACGUCUGGAUUGGAGAUGAAGAGAGUGCCAAAGACAAAUACAACCUGAAGAAAUUGGGCAUGACCCACAUCCUGAAUGCAGCAGAGGGGACGUGGAAUAAUGUGGACACGGGAGCGGAGUACUACAGCGACAUGGACGUGGUCUACUAUGGGGUCGUGGCGGAGGAUACUCCAACCUUUGACCUUAGCCAGUACUUCUUUUCUGCAGCCCAGUUCAUCGACCAAACACUCAACAUACCUGAAAAUAAGCUGCUGGUGCACUGUGUGAUGGGGAGAAGUCGGUCAGCCACCCUGUUCCUGGCCUACCUGAUGAUCUGUAAGAACAUGACGGUGGUGGACGCCGUGGACCACGUGAAGCGACGCAGGCGUAUCAUCCCCAACUGGGGCUUCCUGAAACAGCUCAGGCAGCUGGACACUUACCUCUUAGAACAGAGGGACGAAGUGACGACUGUCAAGGGAAAAGGAGAAGAAAAGGACAAGGAAAGAGAGGAGGAUGAAUAGAAGGAUCAAAUGUGAUCGAUGCACCCUGAGAAAAGGGAAAUGUAUUUAAUUUAGAUCAUUUGGUUCCACAAGAAAUGUGUACAGUGAAAAAAAUAGUCAAACAAGUAGGUUUCCUAGUACUUCAAAAAUACUGUACUCCAAAUGUACUUCAAAUUUAAAAGAGUUAAGUGGAUAUCCACAGUUCAAACAAUAAAGCAAUAACAAAGCAACACUUCUGCCACGUGUUUUGGUAAACUGCUAAGGGAAGGGGGCCGAGAAAUUUGAACACUCAAAUUUAUAGACAAGAGCUACAGAGCUGCUAUCUAAAUUUGAUCACUUUGUCGUAAAUAAUUUUCCUGCACAGCAGGAAAUGCAAAUUGUAAAGGUAUCUAAAGUCAGUAAUUUCCACUAACAUUUCAGACUUGAUUUUCCCUAACCAAAAAAUGUAUCAACCUCUAGAAAAAUGUCCAUUAAUUAAAAUACACAUAAUUCACAUUUCCUGUUGCUGCAGGAUUAUUUUCCUGUGAGAAGCAGGGUCAGAUAAAGAUCUUGUAUCCAUACACGUAUACUGACAGACCAUCCAUGAAAUCAGAACCAGUUUUAACCAUGUUUUGAAGCGGUGUUAACAUUGACUUUUGUUUACAAACAUUUGGAGUAAAACAUGCUUAUAUUUUGGGUUGUAAUUGGGUACAACUAAGGUCAUGAGGCAUUUAAGUUAUAUUAUUCAAUAAUCCAUGGCUAUACAUCACACAGUGAAAACAUGUAUGCAAUCAACUGCAGAUUUCCUCUUUAAACUAAAUGCUCAAGUUUUAUAAAUAAGACAUUGCCUUGCCUAGUCUGUCGUUGAACAUUUUGAACUUCAAAUCUCCCAAUAAAUCUGAAGUUAAGUCAGUUGUCAAUGGAGUUAAAUCA